Messenger RNA from Seminavis robusta, 923 nucleotides. Lineage: Eukaryota; Bacillariophyta; Bacillariophyceae; Naviculales; Naviculaceae. The record is from the annotation of a GenBank genome assembly.
UUAGGUUUUUGUCGAGCCUUCUUAUUAUAAACUAACUCUCGAGACAAGUCUUGAAACACCCAGCGUCGUCAACUAGCAAUUCCCACGUUGCCAUAAACCUUGAAAAUAUGAAAGGGACUUUUAGACGAGUGAGUAUAAGUUCCUACAAGAACAAGAAACGAGAAACCAACAGCAGCACUGUUCGACAGCCACUGUUGUCCCAAAAACCACUCACUGAUAAGGACGAAACCAACAGAUCCGAAGAAGUAAUGGAAUCUGGAUCAAGCCACCAAAUUUCUCCUUGCAAGAAGUUUCAGCAACACCAUGGCAUACCGGCAGUGCCAAUGGCAAAGCGUAGCGCCAAUGAAGUACUCAUUCGACCAGUAGUCUAUGUAGACUGCGAGUUUGAUGCAUCCAUAGAACUUCCGUUUGGAGAAGACAGCAUUGCAGCAAACAUCAGGGACAUUCGAAGACGAGAAAAGGAACGAGAAGCGUCUGCCAGGUACCUUCAAUGGUGUCUCUACGCUUCAUUGGCCCUGCUCCUAUUGGUUGCGGCGUGGUAUAUUGUUUCCGCCGUCCAGAUAGACCUCGGGCUGAGUCUGCAAGUAGCCCGCUCAGACUCAGUUCCGAAAUUGACUCGGACUGCCUUCCUAGACGAAGUAAACAAGAUCCGGAACAGUGUUCCUUAAAGAGUAAAGUCUAACAAGUGGAGUUCUGUUUUACUUGAAUUGAUCGUGGAUGUUGGUUCCCUGCUGCUUCCUUGGAACGUAACAUUGGCUGAGACUGCUGCAUCUCUAAAUGGCCUUUCCUCCCAUCUAUUCUUCUUGCAUCCAGUUUAUUCGUCUUGGGACUUCGAAGGUCCAUGUACAGCCAAAAGGCACACGCGUGCAAUGCAUGCUCGUAGCUAGUAAGUGCAAAUAUAGAAUCACACACUCCACUAGUUG